Hippocampus zosterae (dwarf seahorse) is the source of this 1680-nucleotide messenger RNA. It is a transcript of the gene ddx47, whose product is annotated as DEAD (Asp-Glu-Ala-Asp) box polypeptide 47. Gene Ontology annotation, molecular function: RNA helicase activity; nucleic acid binding; ATP binding. Bases 45 to 1496 code for a protein of 483 amino acids. The record is from RefSeq and is a predicted model, not a curated record. Lineage: Eukaryota; Metazoa; Chordata; Actinopteri; Syngnathiformes; Syngnathidae. The transcript has 12 exons.
GCACUGAGGCGCACGAAGGCACGUUGAUUGUUGGGGCAAAAAACAUGGCGGACGUUUGUGAGGCAACCUCGAAGCUAAACACAGAUGUCGAAGAACGUGAAGGGUCGAGUGGUGAAGAUGAAAACACGAACGACAACUGUGGCGAAAAUGAGGAGGCGGUAAAGACCUUCCAAGACUUGGGCGUCACCGAUGUACUGUGCGUGGCUUGUGAUCUCCUGGGAUGGAAGAGUCCAACAAAGAUUCAGAUCGAAGCUAUUCCAGUGGCACUGCAAGGCAGGGAUGUCAUUGGCUUGGCUGAGACUGGUUCAGGAAAGACGGGCGCUUUUGCUCUGCCCAUCCUCCAGUCACUGCUGGCCUCACCCCAGAGGCUUCAUACCCUCGUCCUCACUCCCACCCGAGAAUUGGCCUUUCAGAUCUCUGAGCAGUUUGAGGCCCUCGGUUCAAGCAUUGGCGUCAAGUGCGCUGUCGUAGUUGGAGGCAUUGACAUGAUGUCUCAGUCUUUGGUUUUGGCCAAGAAACCCCACAUUGUCAUUGCCACGCCUGGUCGACUGAUGGAUCACUUGGAAAACACAAAGGGCUUCAACUUGCGAGCGUUGAAGUUCCUUGUCAUGGAUGAAGCGGACCGAAUCCUCAACAUGGACUUUGAGACGGAGGUGGAUAAAAUCUUGAAAGUGAUCCCCAGGGAUCGGCGCACCUUCCUUUUCUCUGCAACCAUGACCAAGAAGGUCCAGAAACUACAGAGGGCCGCAUUGAAAGACCCGGUCAAGUGUGCCGUUUCUACCAAAUACUCGACAGUCGAUAAACUGCAGCAGUAUUACAUCUUCAUACCAGCCAAGUACAAGGACUGUUACCUGGUGUCCAUCCUGAACGAGCUGGCAGGCAACUCCUUCAUUAUUUUCUGCAGCACCUGCAACUGUGCGCAGCGGGUGGCGCUGUUGUUGCGGAACCUUGGCAUCACUGCCAUCCCUCUUCACGGUCAGAUGAGUCAGGAUAAACGUCUGGGGUCGCUAAAUAAGUUCAAAGCCAAGUCGCGCUCAGUGCUGCUGGCAACCGAUGUGGCGUCCCGAGGGCUCGACAUUCCGCAUGUCGAUUGUGUCAUCAACUACGACAUCCCCACGCACUCCAAGGACUACAUCCACAGAGUCGGGAGGACAGCCAGAGCAGGACGAUCGGGAAAGUCAAUCACGUUUGUCACCCAAUAUGAUGUGGAGCUUUUCCAGAGAAUUGAAAGCCUGAUAGGAAAGAAACUUCCCGCCUUCCCCACACAUGAGGAGGAGGUGAUGAUGUUGGCGGAGAGGGUCAGCGAGGCCCAGCGUUUUGCCAGGCUGGAAAUGAAGGAACAAGGUGAGAAAAGGAAAAGACACAGAGACCGAACUGGAGAUGAAGAUGACACGGAGCAAGCGAGCGGCGUGAGGAAGAAGGUGAAAGGAGGCUCGGGAGCAGGACGAGGCGGCGGGAAGAGGGGGGGCGGACCUGCCCGAAGAGGCAGACGCUGAGGCACUCUGACUUAGCGAGAGACUGGACAUAACCACAUCAUGAAACAUCGUUUUUCAUGCCAGAACUGAAUUAUGACGACACCAGGUUUUCGUGGGGGUCUAUAUGACUUUCAUUACAUAGAAAAAGUCUUUCUGUCGUUGCAUUUUUUUCCAUUUCUAGUAAAAUUCAUCCCGUUGAAGCUUU